AUGACAGUCAAUGAUGAGCAGCUCGUCUACGUCGUCACCGGCGCAUCUCGUGGCAUCGGCUUGGAGUAUGUCUCCCAGCUUCUUCAACGAGGUCAGCGGGUGGCGGCCGCAGUGCGCACCCCAGAAAAGGCCCCAGGCCUGGCGAAAUUGGCAGCAGCACAUGGCGAUGCGCUGACUCUUGUCACCCUGGACGUCUCAGACUCAGCCUCCAUAAAGGCUGCAGCUGCGUCCAUUGCCAGAGCACACCCGAGUGGAAUUGAUGUCCUCAUCAACAACGCUGGCAUCUUCGGCACCCCUUGUCAGUCCUCAGAGCAGGACGAAGAGGAGUUCAAGGACAUUCUGAUGAUCAACACCGUGGCUCCCUUCCAGGUCAUCAAAGCACUCCUGCCCCUCAUCAAGAAGGGCAACAAGAAGCAGAUCGUGAGCAUAUCUUCAACCAUGGGCUCCAUCGGCAUCCAAGCAGAGUCUAUCCAUGGGGGCGCUGAGCCCGGCUCAAUGGCCAGGAAGGCAGUGGCCUACCGGGCCAGCAAAGCAGCCCUCAAUGCAGUGACUGUCUCCCUGGCAGUGGAUUUGGAGGCAGAGGGAGUGACAGUGGUUUCCAUGUGCCCUGGAUGGGUGGCCACAGACAUGGGAACAACCGCGAGUGUCUCAGUGGGCAUUGAGCGGCCUCCCCUGGACACCCCCACCAGUGUGGCAGCCCAGCUGAAGGUCAUUGAUGGGCUCAAACUGGAGAAGACUGGCACCUUCUUCAGCCACGAGGGCAAGGUGUUGCCGUACUGA
This is a messenger RNA of Coccomyxa subellipsoidea C-169, 780 nucleotides long. Its product is annotated as NAD(P)-binding protein. The coding region runs from base 1 to 780 and encodes 259 amino acids. Lineage: Eukaryota; Viridiplantae; Chlorophyta; Trebouxiophyceae; Coccomyxaceae. The transcript is spliced from 6 exons. The record is from RefSeq and is a predicted model, not a curated record.